AUGGAGAAGAAACGAGAUUCUUUUUUUCUCCAAAAUAAAAAUCUCCAUAGAAACAGUAAAAUAACAAAUGAAAAACCAAAUAGUAAAAAUAAUAGAGAUGGUGAUUUUGAUAAAAAGAACCAUACAACAUUCAAAAACAAAAAAGAAGAUGAGGGCAAGAAAACAUUUGAUAAAAAGGCAUAUCGUUUGAAAAAAUAUAGCAAGAAAUACAAGCUGGAACAAUGGGAAGAAAAAAGAAAGAAGAAACUGCUUUAUGAUUAUCAUAAAAGCAUUAAAAAUGACCCUUUGCUUGGAUCAUACAAACCAAAAUCUUUUGAUGAAGAUAAUGUUGAUUCCAAUGACCCAAACAUUGGUAAGUUUGUAAGACAUCCUGAUUUAAUUAAGGAAGCACAUAAAACUAAGAAAGAUCCCUUCCAGAAGGCAAAAGAACAUUAUGAAAAGAUCAAGCAAGAAAAAGUGGAGAAGCAACGAGAAUUAGAAAAAUCUAGACUGGAAAAGGCACAGAAGAUCGAAGAGUAUAAGAAGAAGAAACAAGAGAGGUUUAAGAAAUUGAGCAAAAAGACAAAGAAAGGCCAACCAGUGAUGACUGGUAGGUUAGAAUUGCUGUUGGAGAAAAUUCAAAAUGAUUAG
Messenger RNA from Parnassius mnemosyne (clouded apollo), 630 nucleotides. The record is from the annotation of a GenBank genome assembly. NCBI's taxonomy places the organism in Eukaryota, Metazoa, Arthropoda, Insecta, Lepidoptera, Papilionidae.